CUCCCCUUUUAACACACCGGCCUCUUCUUUUCCCCUAUGAAAACCCUACCACAUGUCUUCACUCUUCAAUUGCAAAUGAAGCGUCUGGACUUCCAGCAGUUCCGUCGCCCCCUCUGCUCUAUAAAAACACAAAAGGGAGGGAUAAUGAGGAAGAUGAAGCGCAAGAAAGGAAUGAUUUUCGUUGAAGAAGCCUCGAGUUGUUUGUUGGAAUUUCAUCAACAGUUUGUAGAAGAGCUUAAUCAGCAUGGAAUAGAUGAGGCCGCCCCGAAAAAGAUCUUGGAGCUGAUGAUUAAUCCAGAUUUUACGAUUUUCGUCAGUGGAUCCACAAGGUUACAAUAUGCAAUUGGCAGAUUUAUAACUGUUGUAGAUAAUCCCCCGUCUCAUAAACGCCAAAAGGUCACAGGUGCCUUCAAUUUCAUGCUUAUUGAUUCAAUUUUGGUUCAAUUUCAUAUUACUUUUAUUUCUUAAAGGGUUGUUCAGACUAGAAGAAAAAAAGGCUCACCUACCAUUGGUGUUAAUCAAACUCUUUUAAAGAUUCUAUAGAGAGAAACUAAAGUUUUCAAUGGCGACGUCGAAGCUACAGCCGCCUCUCUGGAAUCACCCUGCUGGCCCCAAAACCAAUGUGUUGAACAAUUAAGUUUGAGUGGCAUCAACUUAGGGGGCGGCGUUUGGUUCGCGGAAUUAAAAUUUAAACAUUUUGGAAUUUUUUUUGUUGGAAUUGAAAUCUCAAUUCCAUUUUUGUUGUGUUUGGUUGUCAAAUGAAUUGGAAUCCAUCACCCCGACACCCACAACCCCUGCUUCGAGUCAAAACAGUACGGGUGGAAACAAUACGGUUCGAAACGGUUCGGGUUGAAACGGUGCAUACCAAGACGGUUCGCAUCGAAACGGUUCCCGGCAAAACGGUACGGGUCGAAACGGUUCGAUUUGAAACGGUACGGUCGAAACCGUUCGCGUCGAAACGGGCGUCAAAAUGGUUCGCGUCAAAAUGGUACGGGUCAUAACGGUACGAGUUGAAAUGAUUCGCAUAGAAACGGUUCGGAUCGAAACGGUAUGAGUUGAAACGGUGCGGGUCGAAAUCGUUCGAGUAGAAAUGGUUCGCGUAGAAAUGAGUGUUUUCAGUGAAUGAACUCAGCGAAAAGAAACUGUUUCAGCGGAUAAACAGCGAAUGAACUAUAAACCAAGUUCUGCGAAUUAACACUUCUGCGAUGGAUAUUUCUGCGCAAACGAAACAGUUCCCAAUGAACAAAUACUACAGAUCUAACUCAGCGGAUAAAGUUUGAAUAUGCAAUACACUCGACCGAAUGGACAAACUUUCAGCUUGUUUUAGCGCAAUUCCCAGCGAAUGAAUUUUUGAGUUUCGACUGAACUAACUUUUAGCGAAUGGUCAAACUUUCAGCAAAUGAAUCAACUCACUGAUUUACGAAUAAUCCAAAAUCAGAUUCGUUAUUAUUCGGACUUGCUUCAGUCUUGCGGAUUCGUGAAACAACUUCCAACUAUAAUCUGUGCAAACUGAUUUAAUUUGUUCUCGUAUUAACAGCUUCUAACAAAUGAACCAGAAUCUGCGGAUAAACGAACGGAAUUCUACAAUUGUAUAAGUCUGCAGAUGAACACCAUUUUCAGACUUGCGCGAAUAUAUGUGCGGAUCCGAAAUAUGUGUGUGUAUAACGGCGGAUGUACUGAGAUGAUUCAGCUAAUACAAACUGAUUCUGCAGCGUAUAAACAUAAAACAGGUCUGCUGAUUUGUGUUUGAACGUGCAGAUCUGUGCAGAAUGAAUUUUCAAGUGCAACAUCUGUCAUCAAAACACUUCUUGAUCUGUUCAAAUGUAGAAUUUCAGAUCCGCCUGAAUUACGAUCAAUAAGUGUUGAUUCGCUGCAAUUACUGAAAAACAAAUUCUGUGCGUAUCUAAACUGUAUCAGAUCCUGGAACCAGAUCCGUAACUGUUAAGUUGAUACGUAAUAUAAAACGAAAUGA
Molecule: messenger RNA, 1972 nt
Organism: Helianthus annuus (common sunflower)
Lineage: Eukaryota; Viridiplantae; Streptophyta; Magnoliopsida; Asterales; Asteraceae
Exons: 4
Coding region: 37-468 (143 amino acids)
Source: RefSeq, a predicted model, not a curated record